GUCAAAGCCUUUAUUUUGAUCGGAGCACAUGGCAGUAAGCGCUCAUCCCUGUGAGAACGUCCGGCGAGCAGCCACAGGUGGAGUCAGAGUUGACGCGUACUAUUACUGAACUGUGCAAAUCUCUUUAUGCAAAGUCACUUUUGUGCCUCCUAAAUUAAGUUAGAGACUUGCUUGUUGACGCAAAUAGUCCUCAGGUGGAGACUGCGACCCACAGCCCUGUGACGUAGCACUUGUCUCGGUUCUCAAGAGUGUGUGCCGGACUGAUCAAUGGCACUGACUGUGGACUUGAUUGGUCCAUCGCCAUGGGGCUUCAGAAUAGUUGGAGGAAGGGACUUCAAAAAGGCCAUAACUGUAUCGAAGGUCAACGGAGGCAGCAAAGCAGAGCAAGCGGCUCUCAAACCCGGUGAUGUCAUCUUGGCCAUCAAUGGGGAAAAUACUGCUGACAUGCUAAAUGCAGAGGCCCAGAACAAAAUCAAGAACUCCAAGACCCAUCUGCAGCUGACGGUGGAGAGGCUUGAACACUCCAGCCCAAAACAGACAAAUGGCAUCAGCACCCCUGAGCAGCUUACCGGGCGCUUUCAGGAAGCUGUAAUAGUAAGUCGAGACGAGAACCAAAACUAUAGAGAGUACAGCAUAUCCAGCCCUGCAUCGCUGUCACCUGUGCCGUAUUCACCACAACCUCCCGAGAGUCCUGAUGGCAAGAAGGAGAGAUUGACAACCACCACCACCAACAAGAGUGUUCAGAUUCGCUCAUGGUCGCCAGAGGAGAAGAGUUAUAGACUGUCCAGGCCACUUUCACAGGACUUCUCUCCUUCAGACUACAGAAAUAGUUCUUUGUCCAGCAGAACCCCGACCCCACCGGGACACAACUCACCUCAUAGUGCCAUUGAUCAGGAUGUGCACAUGUCUCCUUAUCGCAGUAAUUCAAGCUCUGAAGUUGUCAUGCAGAAGUUUGACAAGGACUCUGAGGUGUACAAAAUGAUCCAGGAGAAUAGGGAGUCUCGCACAGCUCCUCGUCAGUCCAACACAUUCAAAAUGCUGCAAGAAGUUCUGGAGGCCGACGAGAAAGAGGCUGCAUUGAAGUUCCCAGGAAAGUUAUCGCCCAAUGUUCCAAAGCCAAGCGCACCCGUGGGAGGAGUCAGCAAAUACCACAUCUGUGAGAAGUGUGGCACCAGCAUUGUCACACAGGCCGUGCGCAUCGUGGACGACCGCUUCCGCCACCCCGAGUGCUACACGUGCACAGACUGCGGGCUGAACCUCCGGAUGAGGGGUCACUUCUGGGUGGGCGACGUGAUGUACUGUGAGAAGCACGCCAAGGAGCGUUAUCAAGGUCAGGCCAGCUCGCCGCGGUCCAGCCUGUCCCCUCGCCAUUGAGUCUUACCCCACUGGCUGCCUGACAUCCGCCUCAUCGAACCCCCUUACGGACAAUUGGCACGUGGGAAGGGAUCAACAACAUGGCAGAUUAUUUUUUUUUGCUCAUUUCAUUUAACAGUGUUUGACGAUACUGUAUAAUCCUUCACUUACUUAACUUGCUUUUCUGACAAUUUGGGGAGGUUUUCGAUAUAGCUCACAGUCACUGAUAAUUAUCAGCUCUAAUAAUACGCCUUCCACGAGUCCGCGAUUACUGAGGUGACUGUACUUUACCAACAAACCAAAACCUUACCAUUUCCAAGAUUCUUUUUACUCUUCAAGAUCUGGAUAAUAAUUGAUCAAAUAGUUUGCUAAUACAAAGGGACCAAAUCCGACCUACACUGCAUCCCAUGCAGUCAGUAUGCAAUGUGUGUGCUUGCACUGUGUGCGUGUGUAUGUGAACGAGAGGGUGAGAACAAAAAGUGUGACGUUGACCAUUAGAGAUUUGAAUGAUUUUGAAUAUAUAUAUUUUUUUUGCUAGACCAGCAACGUUUUCUACGUCUCUUUGUAAACAGGAUUUAGUAGGAGAAAACAAAAACAUGUACAGUAUUUGCUGACUUCUUUUGCUCUUGUGUUGCUUAUGAGGGUUUUUUCAACAUACAAAGAUUUUGGAUGUUUGUGUGAUUGAACUGUAUUCUAUAAUAUAUACAUACAAUUUUCAAUGCAUAAUGUAUGCACAAGACAUAGAGUGUCAAAAUAAAUGAUACUGUAUUUGCCCAGUUACAGCAGUACUCUGCAUGUGGCACUUAAUAAAUUGCACAACUUGAA
Syngnathus acus (greater pipefish) is the source of this 2178-nucleotide messenger RNA. RefSeq names its product PDZ and LIM domain 2 (mystique) (gene pdlim2). The transcript has 10 exons. Gene Ontology annotation, cellular component: Z disc; stress fiber; filamentous actin. Gene Ontology annotation, molecular function: muscle alpha-actinin binding; actin binding. Bases 268 to 1374 code for a protein of 368 amino acids. The record is from RefSeq and is a predicted model, not a curated record. Lineage: Eukaryota; Metazoa; Chordata; Actinopteri; Syngnathiformes; Syngnathidae. Gene Ontology annotation, biological process: muscle structure development; heart development; actin cytoskeleton organization.